CCCCCCGCCGCGCGCUCCCUCCAGACACAAGCAAAGCAAGCACAGAGCGAGCGCGGCGACACACAGUUACGCAACAAGGAGACGCUUACCGAGCCAAAGGCAAGAGCACCGCGCUCCGCCAUCGACGCGCGCGCAGAGCGGCAGAGGCGUCCCUCGACCGACUCGCUUGGUCGCGCGCGCGGUCGUCGAUCGUCGUCGUUCGGGCGACGACCGCUCUCGGCAUUCUGGUUAUUGCUGCGGAUUUCGAGAGGCUUCGGAUCGGAGCUCGCGCGCGGACGGACGGAGCCGUUGUUCAUGGCCGUGGCGGAGCGGUUCGGAGCUCCGUGGCCGCCGUCUCGCUUCUUCUUCUUCUUCGUCGCGGUGCUCCUCGUCCUGCUGCUGACAGAUGGCGGAGUGUCAUGGAUCAGGAGAGCUGAAGCCCUGUCGAUCGGCAUCAACUACGGGCAGAUCGGGGACAACCUCCCUUCCCCGUCCCGGGUGUCGUACCUGCUGCAGUCGAUGCAGGUGAGCAAGGUGAAGCUGUACGACGCGGACCCCUACGUCCUCUCCGCGUUCCUCGACACGGACGUCGAGUUCGUGGUGGGCAUCGGCAACGAGAACGUCUCGGCGAUGGCGGCCGACCCGUCCGCGGCGCGGGCGUGGGUCCAGCGCCACGUGCAGCCGUACCUCCUCGCCACCGGCGACGGCGGCACGCGCCGCCGCCGCAUCACCUGCAUCACCGUCGGCAACGAGGUGCUCAAGGGCAACGACACGUCGCUGAAGGCCGCGCUCCUCCCCGCCAUGGAGUCCGUGUACGCCGCCCUGUCCGCGCUGGGCCUGCAGGGCCGCGUGAACGUCACGACGGCGCACUCCCUGGACAUCAUGGGCACCACCUACCCGCCGUCCGCGGGGGCGUUCGCGCCCGACGUCGUGCCGUACGUGCAGCCGCUGCUGAGCUUCCUGUCCAUGGCGAGGUCGCCGUUCCUCAUCAACUGCUACCCGUACUUCGCCUACAAGGCGGACCCCGGGAACGUGCCGCUGGAGUACGUCCUGUUCCAGCCCAACGCCGGCGUCACGGACGCCAACACCAGGCUCAACUACGACAACAUGCUGUACGCGCAGGUGGACUCGGUGUACGCCGCGAUCCAGGCGCUGGGGCACGCCGCCGACGACAUCGACGUCAAGAUCUCCGAGACCGGGUGGCCGUCGAGGGGAGACCCCGACGAGGCCGGCGCCACGCCGGAGUACGCGGGGACGUACAUCGGCAACCUCCUGCGGAGGAUCGAGAUGAAGCAGGGCACGCCGCUGCGGCCGGCGGUGCCCAUCGACGUCUACGUCUUCGCGCUCUUCAACGAGAACCUCAAGCCCGGGCCGGCCUCCGAGCGGAACUACGGCCUCUUCUACCCUGACGGCACGCCGGUGUACAACGUCGGCCUGAGGGGAUACCUUCCACCCAUGGAUUUUUCACAAGGAACCCGCCGAAAGGCGGUUCGUUUGUUUGCCUUCAUCCUCAUAGCCAUUGCAUCGAUCACUCUCAGCUUAUCCUGAGAGCUGAGCAUAUACAGUUGACUAUUGCGGUAAAGUCGAUGAAGAAAGCGCGGAGACUGAGGGUCCCAGAUAUAUCAACUCCUCGGAGAACUAACAACAUAUUCCAUCAGGGAAGGUUUAGAGGCAGAAAAUUCUCUCGGACUUACACGGCCAGCCGAAAACAGUUGAAGUGAUUUUGAUGGCAUCCAUUAGCCAAUACUCGCUCCACACUGACAGUGAAGUAGAACUAACUGAAGAUUGGGGACGACCGGACGAUACGCGGCCAAUGCACGUAUUGUUAGAUAGGAUUUUUUUUCAUUUAAUUUAUUUUGGAGAUGUCUUCCUUAUUAUGCAACUCGUCAGAAACUGUAUACUUGUAUAUUGGUCAAACAGAUAGGAAAUUAAUUCAGGUCAAGGCUGGCAAUUUUACUAGUUUUUUUAUUUCUCAUUGUUCUUUUGUUUCUUUUUUUCACUUUAUUACAAACUAUGACAAUUGUUUUUUAUGGCAAAAAUUUUUAGAGA
Molecule: messenger RNA, 2028 nt
Organism: Sorghum bicolor (sorghum)
Lineage: Eukaryota; Viridiplantae; Streptophyta; Magnoliopsida; Poales; Poaceae
Product: glucan endo-1,3-beta-glucosidase 14
Exons: 4
Coding region: 295-1527 (410 amino acids)
Biological process (GO): carbohydrate metabolic process
Cellular component (GO): plasma membrane
Molecular function (GO): hydrolase activity, hydrolyzing O-glycosyl compounds
Source: RefSeq, a predicted model, not a curated record